UUUCUCCACUUUUGGCUAUGACACCUUCUUUGUUUCAGUUUACUAGCAGCUUCCGCAGGCUGCGUUGAAGUAAAUAUUGAUGGUUCUUGUAACAAUGGACGAGCUGGUUUUGGAGGGUCUUCCGUACAAGUGAAGGUUAGGUUCUUGGUUCUUUUACUACAAGUUUUGUGAGUCCAAUUGUUGCAGAAAUUUUAGCUUAUUGAGGUGGUUCGAGUAGUUUUUGGGUUCGUGAAUAGAAGCACCUUUGGAUAGAAACAGAUCCCACUAUGGUUCUUCACUUCUUAUCUAAGGCUCUAACUAUUGUUGGUAAAUUGUUGGUUGAUUGGAAUAAUUGCUUAUGGCCUCUUCGUCAAGUGGGUUUUAUUCUACACAUAUAUUUCUUUUGCGGGUAUUUGCCUAGUCCUUGUUUGUUCUCUUUUUCUUCAUUUUUAUUAAUAAAAACUAGUAGAGGGGGACAUGGGGAGGGGUUCAGGUGCAACGGUCAUUUCUUUAUUGUUGACGAUCAAAGAGUUAAUCUCAUCUAAUCAGUCCCUAUUUGGUUAAAAAAAAGUUCAAACAUGUACUAAACUUGAUUAGGGGUAUUUUGUUUGAAGUUAAAACAUAUUUUUAAUAUUAUGAUUAAGAUCAAUACCUUUUGCCUUUGGUAACCUUUGGCAAGUGAUUUGAUUUUAGUUGAAGAGGAAAAUUAUAUUUGAUUGACUUUAGUUGAAGAAGAUAAAUUGUUCAUAUUUAAUUGUCUCAUGUUAGAAUAAUUCUGAUGUGAUACCCAUAUUUUAGCAAACGCAUGUAAGUUAAAAUUUAAAAUAAUUUUGAUACUCAUUUAUACUAUAUAGAUAUUUAAUUUUUAAAGGCACAUUUAUUCAUCCGGUACAUAUCGUGCACUUUUUUUUACUUUGGUGAAGAGGGCAAAGAGGUUGGAAAAUGAAAGUUAAAAGUUCAUGGAAACGGAAGCCUAGCAGACUACCAACCAACCAAAAAAAGGAUAAUCCCAAUCCACAAUUUAGGAGGGAAAAUAACAGAGCAACUCACACACACCAUAGCCAUGGCCUCCUCUGCUCUUCCUCUUCCUCUCUCCACACCCUCCCCCACCGCUCAAACCACCACACCCACCGCCCCGGACCACCUCUCCUCCCCAAUCCUCCUCCUCCCAAAGCUCAAAACCCCCACCAUCCGCUCCCGCCUCAGCAAACUCUGCCAGGAAGGCCAACCCCACCUUGCCCGCCAACUGUUCGACACUUUGCCUCGCCCCUCCACCGUGCUCUGGAACACCAUCAUCAUUGGAUUCAUCUGCAACAACAUGCCCAAUGAAGCCCUCUUGUUCUACUCCCAGAUGAAAUCCGCCUCUCCCGGCACCAAGGCCGACCCUUACACUUACUCUUCUACCCUCAAAGCCUGCGCGGACACGCGCAAUUUCAAGAUGGGUAAAGCCCUGCAUUGCCAUGUUAUUCGGUGUCUUCCGAAUCCCAGUAGGAUUGUGUGCAAUUCGCUUUUGAAUAUGUACUCUGCUUGUUAUAAUGACUUUCAUUAUUCACAGUACGAUUUAGUGCGUAGGGUGUUUGAUACGAUGCGCAAGAGGAAUGUGGUUGCUUGGAAUACGCUGGUUUCUUGGUAUGUUAAAACCGAAAGAUAUGCAGAAGCAGUGAAGCAGUUUAGGAUGAUGAUGGGAAUGAGAAUAACACCGAGUGCUGUCAGUUUUGUCAAUGUUUUCCCUGCGCUUUCCGCUAUGGGAGACUAUAAGAACGCGAAUGUUCUACACGGUAUGCUUCUUAGGUUGGGUGGGGAAUACGUGACUGACUUGUUUGUUGUGAGCUCGGCAAUAUUUAUGUAUGCCGAGCUUGGUUGCCUUGAAUAUGCUAGGAAGAUUUUUUACCAUUGUUCGGAGAGAAAUACAGAGAUUUGGAACACUAUGAUCGGUGCAUAUGUUCAAAACAACCGUCCUAUUGAAGCGAUCGACCUCUUCUUUCAAGCUGUAAACUCAGAAGUGGCUAUUCUUGAUGAGGUGACUUUCCUAUCAGUUUUAACUGCAUGUUCACAGAUGCAACAGUUGGAAUUAGCCGGACAGCUGCAUGCUUUUAUCAUCAAGCAUUUGAGAUUGAUGCCCGUUAUUUUACUCAAUGCGACUAUCGUAAUGUAUUCAAGGUGCAAUUCUGUUGACAUGUCAUUCAAAAUUUUUCAUAAGAUGCCUGAGAGGGAUGUUGUUUCAUGGAAUACGAUGAUUUCUGCAUUCGUGCAAAAUGGUUUAGAUGAUGAAGCUUUGAUGCUUGUUUAUGAGAUGCAAAAGCAAAGGUUCAUGAUUGAUUCGGUAACUGUAACUGCUCUACUUUCGGCUUCAUCAAAUCUUAGAAAUCCAGAUAUUGGAAAGCAGACUCAUGCUUAUCUUAUUAGGCAUGACAUACAAUUUGAGGGGAUGGACAGUUAUCUCAUCGAUAUGUAUGCUAAAUCUGGCUCAGUAAGGAUCGCAGAACGGGUUUUCAAAAAAGACUACAGCCGUGAUAGAGAUCAGGCUACUUGGAAUUCUAUGAUUGCUGGGUACACACAGAAUGGGCUAUCUGAAGAAGCUUUCUUUGUCUUUAGGCAGAUGCUUGAGCAAAAUCUAAUCCCAAAUGCUGUGACCUUAGCAUCGGUUCUCCCAGCUUGUAAUAUAGUGGGAAACAUAGAUAUGGGUAAGCAACUCCAUGGGUUCUCUAUCCGCCACUACCUUGACCAAAACGUCUUCGUGGGAUCUGCUCUAAUUGACAUGUAUUCCAAAUGUGGUGCAGUCACUUAUGCUGAAAAUGUUUUCGCUGGAUCCCAUGAGAAGAACUCUGUCACAUAUACCACAAUGAUACUGGGCUACGGUCAGCAUGGAAUGGGUGAGAGAGCUCUCUCUUUGUUUCACUCAAUGCAGAAAUCUGGCAUUGCACCGGAUGCCAUAACCUUUGUUGCAGUCUUGUCUGCCUGCAGUUAUGCUGGUUUGGUUAACGAAGGUCUUUCGAUAUAUGAUUCAAUGAAAAGGGAAUACAAUAUUGAACCACUAACGGCACACUAUUGCUGUAUAGCAGACAUGUUAGGGAGGGUUGGGAGAAUGGUUGAAGCCUACGAGUUUGUCAAAGGGUUGGGCGAAGAGGGUGAUGCGAUGGAAAUUUGGGGCUCACUUCUUGGGGCGUGCAGAAUUCAUAAACAUUUUGAAUUGGGAAAGAUUGUUGCUGGGAAAUUGCUUGAACUAGAGGCAGCAAAUGGCAAAACGGGCUACCAUGUUUUACUCUCAAAUAUGUAUGCCGAGGAAGGCAAGUGGGAAAACGUGGAUAAUGUGAGGAAACAAAUGAGGGAAAAGGGUUUGAGGAAGGAGACUGGAUGUAGUUGGAUUGAUAUUAGCGGUUUGAACUGUUUCACAUCUAGGGACCAAAACCAUCCUCAGGGUGAUGAGAUAUAUGAUAUAUUGGAGGAAUUGACUGUGAAGAUGAAAGAUACUGGUUAUAGGCCUUCUCUCAAUUCUUCCUUAGAUGCAAUCUUGGAACCUUAUGACUGAUGAAGAAUUCUUGAAAAAAGAUCUUUUCCCAGCUUGUGGUGUCAUUCAAUGUGGUAAACUAUUUUGACAAGUCUGCAUGCAAAUUAUCCACCAUUCGAUGCUCGCAUUGCAGCAUCCACAACUCCUUUGCAGGAUCAUAACAAGAACUAUCUAUCCAUGGAAAACUGCCCUUCAUCUGGAAUCUACUUUCUUGCUAAUUUAGCUUUUGGUGCGGGUCAGCAGUUGUCUAAGUUAUAUUCUUUUUAGAUGGCGCUUAAAUCUGUCCCCAUGGUCUUUGAGAGUGAACUUUGGACACUAGCGGUUGAGCCAUAGCAAGUUAAUAAGCUGCCAUCUCAAAGACGCCUCAUACAUAUAUUCAGGGCACAUGAGGAAACCGCAUCUGGCCGCGGAAAUCUCCAUCAAAAACUAAAACAGACAGCUCCGUUGUGCCCUGCCCAUUGAAGGGAAGUUCUAGUGGUGUAGCUGCAGACGGACAUUUUCCUCUGUGCAGAAAUGGGAGGAAGUCCUUUCACUAGCAAGCUGCAGAGCUAGUGUUCAUUCCUGCGAUAG
This is a messenger RNA of Malus domestica (apple), 4057 nucleotides long. Lineage: Eukaryota; Viridiplantae; Streptophyta; Magnoliopsida; Rosales; Rosaceae. The record is from RefSeq and is a predicted model, not a curated record.